Salvelinus sp. IW2-2015 is the source of this 1805-nucleotide messenger RNA. RefSeq names its product leukotriene B4 receptor 1. Gene Ontology annotation, biological process: immune response; G protein-coupled receptor signaling pathway; cell chemotaxis. Gene Ontology annotation, molecular function: C-C chemokine receptor activity; C-C chemokine binding. NCBI's taxonomy places the organism in Eukaryota, Metazoa, Chordata, Actinopteri, Salmoniformes, Salmonidae. Gene Ontology annotation, cellular component: membrane; external side of plasma membrane. The record is from RefSeq and is a predicted model, not a curated record.
ACUAUCUUCUCAGUGUCAUGUGACUAUUUAUGAGAAUCAGGUUGAGUGAAGCCUUAAUGACAAAAUUGGAAGUAUCUAAUUGUUAACCACAAACACAAAUAUCUCUCUCUCUGAAUCUCUAUCACACACACACACAGCUUUGUCAGGAGGAAGCUGGCCAGAGGCAGUUAACCCACAUCAGUUUCCUCAUUACUACUCUAUGACAAGAGAAGAUAACAAACUUGUGAGGAUUUCAAGAAUGAGAAACUAAAGAAUUAGAUGUCUACUGUCUUCAAGAUAGCUCUUAUUCUUUCACGGACAAUGGUGAACAUGAACUCCUCCAGCAACUCUAGCUUGGACUCCACCUCCCCGGAUUCGGGCCGCCUGAUUUCGAGCACCGUCCUGGGGUUGUGCUGUGCGCUGGGCCUCCCUGGUAACAUAGCUGUCCUGGUGGUCAUCCUGUGCCGCUCGUCCCGACGCCCCAACUUCACCCUGUGCCUCAUGCUGAACCUGGCUUCCUCCGACAUCCUGUGCCUGGCCACGGUGCCCGUGUGGAUCUAUACUCUCCUGCACGGCUGGACUCUGGGCCGUGCUGCAUGCAAGUUAGCCACGUUCCUGCUCUAUCUCAGCCUGUAUGCUAACGUGCUAACGGUCACUCUACUCGGUGUCCAGCGCUACCUCCAGGUGCUAUACCCGCAGAUGUGGAACAGGCUGGGGCGCAAGGGGGAGGCGGUGCUGCUCCUGGCCCUGUGGGGGCUCGCCUGUGCUCUGACUGCUCCCGCKGUUGCCACUCGCGAUGUGCGCGAUGGCGAGRUCAAGUGCCAGCGACACACYGGCUCCGAUGCUGAAAGAGUUGCUGUCCUCGUCUUGGAGACCCUUUUAGGGUURGUGGUUCCGUUCUCUGUGCUGGUSACGUCCUACUGCUGCCUCCACCGGCGGGUGAACCAGACUGCGCUGUUCAGCAGUGCAAAGUUGACGCGGCUGGUCACCAGUGUGGUGGUCACCUURUUCAUCCUCUGGAURCCUGUGCACAUUGUCAAUGUGGUGGACAUCGCCGGCAUUGUGCUGCAGACWUCCUGGCCAGAGGCGUCGGCAYCGCUGCUGAGCCACAGAAGCGCAGCAGCGCGUGUCGUCCGGAGCUUUACGUUUUUUAACAGCUGCCUGGACCCCUUCCUGUACGCCUUCGCCUCGCGGAGGAUCCGGGAACAGCCCAAGUCGUCGUCGAGGGGCGACAGCAGGAUGCAGGUCACAAAUAUCUGAUGUCUGAAGCUGUGCUCUGCUYGUGUGACUAAAGGCCAACCCCUAAUUCUAACCCUCAGCCUACCCAUAAUCAACCCCCCUAACCCUAACCUUAACAAAURAGGGUACUCUAAAAAAAWAAAUAGCUUUUUUUAGGCGUUCUUGACUUGGUUUUUAGAGCAGCCAAAUUAGAGUCCCAUUGCACCUGCUAUUUUGUCCUCAACAAAACCUACGUUUUGGGUUGCUGACUGUAUAGGCUGUACUUCUAGGGUUUCCAUAGGUUAGCCUAGAUUGUUAUUUCGGUGAUGUAAGAAAUGGUAAUAGAUACUGGUACUUGUUUUUACAACUUCUCAACACUAGCUAUACUUGACACAACAUGCACCAAUCCCCCACUAUACCCCCACACUUCGUACCCUUAUAAUAACCCAGGCCCACACACACUCCCCUCCCCCAUGAACAGGCCCCUGUUAAAACAAGCGCACAUGCAUUCUGCUCGAGGUUGAGACUCUAAGACAAAGAACUGUGUUAAGAGCCAAUGGAACGUCGACAUCAGGCCCGGACAGGACUACCCACGACCCAGAUCGACC